AUGUUUCAUCAAGCACGGCUGAGAGGACAUGGCCACCAGAAAGACAGAGCAAAGAAGUCAGUUAUGAAUAUAAUCAGAGUAGAGAUAAAUAAUUAUUGUAGAAAAGGAGAGAGUGAGCGAGGAGGAAAGUCGUUGGUGUACAUGACUAAUAAACAUAAAGGCGGCAAGGGAAAAAAUGGAGGUCGCUUCGCUAAAACAGCACUAGACUACCUAAAAAAGUCUAGUGUUAUUGAAACAGGCCUAUCAGGAGCUGCUGGGAUGGCGUGCUCGCCCAGGUCCGCCACCGGCACCAAAGGUAAGCAAGAAGGGCUGAUAUAA
Messenger RNA from Microsporum canis CBS 113480, 318 nucleotides. RefSeq lists its product as uncharacterized. The record is from RefSeq and is a predicted model, not a curated record. The transcript has 2 exons. Lineage: Eukaryota; Fungi; Ascomycota; Eurotiomycetes; Onygenales; Arthrodermataceae. Bases 1 to 318 code for a protein of 105 amino acids.